This is a messenger RNA of Theileria parva strain Muguga, 2712 nucleotides long. RefSeq lists its product as uncharacterized. The record is from RefSeq and is a predicted model, not a curated record. Bases 1 to 2712 code for a protein of 903 amino acids. The transcript has 2 exons. Lineage: Eukaryota; Apicomplexa; Aconoidasida; Piroplasmida; Theileriidae.
AUGAAGCUUUUAAUCUCGAUAUAUCGUGACGCUCUGGGCAAGGACUUAAGAGGGCCGAUUGGAAGAGCAAACGGUUAUAAUUUACAGCAGAUUUUGUAUAAUAAUAACAGAAUCUUUGGGAAUUUGCAUAAAUUUGAAAAUUUCAGAAAUGUGUUUGGUUCCGCGCCCGUUUCGUCAGAAUCUGUGACUUUCAUUAUUUUCUGGAAAGGAAUUGAAGAUGUGUUGAGCGGUAAACACCCCUCUGUUUCACUUGCUAUGCCUGAAAUUUUAUAUAAAUGCUGUUUUGUGGAUGAUGAGUAUGUGAUUUCCUUGCGUUUUUUCAGGGAUGAGAUACUGAAGACAGAGUCCUCAUUCAGCAAAACUGAGUUGCUCGAGUCCAUUAGAAAGGCCCAAAAGAAUAGUAAUUUGCAUGAUUUCUGGUCGAAGGUGUUUGAAAAUUCUGUGAAAAUGUUCGAUUCUGAACUGGUAUCAGUCUCAGACAUAUCAACCAUGCUUUUUGGGUUCCUUGUUAAGAAAUACUCCUACGAUGUGUAUUUGGUCUCCGAAAGUGAACCAUCCACCACUUUUUCAACUGAUUACGACCAUAUUAGCUCAGGAAACGCUUCUGAUACUAACAACACCACUUCUGAAACAGUAUCCAAUACUCCUAUUUCUGAUGAGAGCAACCCUCUCUCUGAUAGCGUUAUUUUUACCUCCAAACAUUUUGAAAGCACCUGGUCAAAUGUUGAUACCUCAGUUAACACAAAUUAUACUUCCAAUAAUAGCACGAAUAACGCUAAGAGUAAUGUUAAUAGUAUGAAUGUUAACAGUGCUAAGGAUAAUGUUAAAAAUGCGAAGGAUAGAGCGAUGGAAUUGUGUGAAGCAGACGAUAGCUGGGAUUAUGAGUAUAAAUAUCGCAAGUUAUUAUCAGAUUUGGAGGGCUGUCUUCCUCGGUUUUAUACCUACUACUCCGAAGCCAAGUGUGAGUUAACAACUUCAAAGGAAGAGAUCAGAAGACUCUUGGAGUUAAACGAAGAAUUGAAUGAGAAGUUGACAAAGGAAAAAAAUAGUUUCGUCGAGAAAAACUCACUUUUAAACUCUGAAAUGGAGUCAAUUACUCAGCAAAAUCAACAGUUAAAUGAUUUUAUCAUUAAUAAGGACAAAGAGAUUGAAACGCUUAAACAACAAUUAGAGGAACUUAGUGCUAAAUUUGAUAGUUCAGAUUAUGGAAAAGCCACCAGAGAGUUGCAAGUUUAUAUCGCUAAGUCCGAAGGACUCUUGAAAUCAAAUGAAGCUCUCAAAGAUAAAAUCUUCAACCUCGAAGCAGCAUUAAACCAACUACAAAAUAACACCACACAUACUACUACCACUAAUAGUACCUCUGUUAAUACAGUUAAUAUGAUGGAUGAAGUUGAUAAGGAUUCACAGCUGAGUGUUCAAAAGGAUGAAAUAACUAAAUUAACGAAUGAGUUGAAUAAAUUAACAAAUCAAGUGUGCCAGUUAACAGAUGAGUUAAGUCAAUCAAAGAUUGAAAUAACAGGACUAAAAGAGGCAAAUUCUAAUCUAGAAGGUGAUAAUCUUAGGUUAAAGGAAUAUAAUUCGAAACUAGAAAGUGAAAUGAAGCAUGAAACUUCUUUAUUAAGAAAUGAUAAUCUAUCCCUAACCAAUAGUAACAGUGAACUUAGGAAUACUAAUGGAGAAUUGCUUAACACUAAUAAUGAAUUGAUUAUUAAUAAUAAUGAACUUAAGAUCACUAAUGAUGAAUUAAUUAAUAGUAACAUGGAGUUAACUCAUAAUGUGGAGCUGUUAAAGAGGGAGAAUCAGUUGCUAGAAGCUGAGUUUGAUAAGGUUAAAUGUGAAAACGUUAGUCUAACGUCAGAAUUGAAUGAGUUAAAUGAGAAGCUGAAGUUAAUUGCUACGAAGAAUCCCAAUCAAGAGGAUUUUUCAAGCGAUUACAAUAAGGCCAAACUGGAUAUAAUUGAUUUGGAAACAAGACUGGAAGAGUUAAGUAGGAAAAACGAAUACUUGAUGGAGCUGUAUGAACAGGCAUCAGCUGAGAAUUUGAAAUUGGUUUCAAAACUAGAAAUUUUAAAUAACCCAAGUCCCACCGAUGCCAAAAACAAACUCGUCGACUUGGUAAAGAAUUAUCAAAAGUUUGAUGAUUUACAAAGCCCACUGUCUUAUGAAUCAGAAUCCACCGAUUGUGACCAUUCUCCCAACUGCUCCACUGCCUCCGGUGAAGGCUCUACUAAUACACUAAGCAAUAAUUUUCAUUCCAACACACUCAAUUCCCAUUCAAUCAACAUUAACCCGCAAUCUAAUCUAGAACCUACUGUACAACACUAUGUAAACGAGGAUGUAAAGAAUGAGAGAAUAAAGAUAAGUCCGGAGCUGGCAAGUAUAAGGCAGAUGAACACAAUUAACGCAUUAAAAAGAGGAUUAGUCAAUCUCAAUUCAGGGAACAGAGCUGAGAAUUUUCACAGCCAUGGAUCCAAAAAACUAGUACAAAGACGGAUAAAUGGGUUCAAGAGGACGGACUCAAUGAACCAAAACUCUAUAGGAAGCAGUUUUAGGAACAAUCAGUCCCUAAUCAACUAUGAUAAGCUUUCACUAAAUAAAUCCGAUGAAUCUCUAAACGCAUACGAUGAACUAGGAAUAGAAGAACAACAAGAGCCAGAUAUUAUCAAAAACACAUUCUCUUUCAUUUAUAAAAAAUUAAAUUUAUCUCAAUAA